This is a messenger RNA of Annulohypoxylon maeteangense, 1263 nucleotides long. RefSeq names its product uridylate kinase. The transcript has a single exon. Gene Ontology annotation, cellular component: nucleus; cytoplasm. The coding region runs from base 298 to 951 and encodes 217 amino acids. The record is from RefSeq and is a predicted model, not a curated record. Gene Ontology annotation, biological process: 'de novo' pyrimidine nucleobase biosynthetic process; CDP biosynthetic process; UDP biosynthetic process. Lineage: Eukaryota; Fungi; Ascomycota; Sordariomycetes; Xylariales; Hypoxylaceae. Gene Ontology annotation, molecular function: ATP binding; UMP kinase activity.
UCUGGGAAGGAGGGGCUCGCAUAAAGUCCAAACCUUGGAAGCUAGCAAAGUGCGGGACAUAGCAGAAAUUAAGCCGUAGUUACCUUCCACCAGGCCAAACUCAAUCCUCGUCAGUAAACAAACCCCUAAAAUCUCAAUCCCUAUCUUGAAUCUGCUUGUCAUAGACACUCACUUUCACCUUCUGCCCCGACUUCAACCGCUUACCUAGAAGUAGAUAUACCUACCCACCUAUAUACACCUCGAACGUCACCACCCCUCUCCAACAAAGCCCUAUCCACCCCAAACCCAGCAGCAACAAUGUCCACCAUCGACAACCUCAAAGACCGCACCACCCCCGUCUUCUCCCAAGACGACGUAACCGUCAUCUUCGUGCUCGGCGGCCCCGGCGCCGGCAAAGGCACGCAAUGCGAGCGUCUCGUCUCCAAAUACGGCUUCGCGCACCUCUCCGCCGGCGACCUUCUCCGCGCCGAGCAAAACCGUCCCAACAGCGAAUUCGGCUCGCUAAUCCGCGAGCACAUCCGCAACGGCACGAUCGUGCCCAUGGAAGUAACCAUCGCGCUCCUCGAGUCCUCCAUGCGGACCAUCCUCACCUCCUCCUCCCCCACCAACACCAAAGGCAAAUUCCUCAUCGACGGCUUCCCGCGGAAACUCGACCAGGCGCAUAAAUUCGAAGAAGCAGUGGUGCCUGCGAAAUUCGUCCUGUUCUUCGAUUGCCCGGAGGCGGAGAUGGAGAGGCGGUUGAUGGAGCGCGGGAAGACGAGUGGUCGUGAAGACGACAACGCUGAGAGCAUCCGCAAGCGGUUCCGCACUUUUGUCGAGACGAGCAUGCCUGUUGUCGAGUACUUCGAGGGCCAGGAUCGGGUUGUUAAGGUCGAUGCUAGGCCGGAGCCUGCGAGUGUUUUCGAGACUACGACGGUUGAGUUGGAGAAGAGGCUUGGGAAGGACUUUUAGGGGUUAUGCAUACGUGUUUAGAUGAUUCUGGGGGAGGGAGAAGGGGAGAAGGACUGGGCGUUGCGGAUAGAUUUAAAUUCGCUUGCUGGGUAGAUAUAUAAGAGCAUUACCGGCUUAGUGUCUGCUUAGGUUAAACAUAGAGAAGGAAUAUAACGAGGAUGACGGUCGACGAGGAAGGCUACGAACCAACGAUGGAAGUAAUGGAAUGAUAAGUCAAGACAGACGAUCAAGAGUGUCUAGUUUGGAUAGACAGUCUACGAUGGGCAGGUAGCGUUUCACAUUUCCAUACGAAUAGAUAGACAAGCAAGAAGA